Molecule: messenger RNA, 1754 nt
Organism: Bactrocera tryoni
Lineage: Eukaryota; Metazoa; Arthropoda; Insecta; Diptera; Tephritidae
Product: zinc finger protein 836-like
Exons: 2
Coding region: 156-1085 (309 amino acids)
Biological process (GO): regulation of DNA-templated transcription
Molecular function (GO): DNA-binding transcription factor activity, RNA polymerase II-specific; RNA polymerase II cis-regulatory region sequence-specific DNA binding
Source: RefSeq, a predicted model, not a curated record
GUAUCAAAAAUUUAAAUUCACAAAAGUGCCAUUCUGCUUUGUUAAUAUCCUAAAAUUUGACAUAAUGAUGUGAUAUAUUUAUAGCUCUGGAAGUGAAUGAUAAAUUAAACAAACCAUAAUUAACAAAUGUAGAUCCUCUAAUAUUUAGAUUGGUGAUGUAUGUUGCACCAAAUUUUGUUUUAGACGAUGAGCAAUUAAUAAUUUUGGCUGAGAUCUACAAAGAAAACACCUGUCUCUGGGAUGAAAAAGACAUUACAUAUAGGUUCAAAAACAGGCGCGAGGAAGCUGUACGAAUUGUAUGGGAAAAUUUUUGUAACGAAACCGGUUUAAAUAUGACGCAAAUUGAUAUAGAGAAACAAAUUACGAGAUUGCGAAAAUUGUGUUCUUUCGAAAAGAACAGAAAACUAAUAGCCAAACGAAAAAAAUUGAAAUAUCAACCGAAAUUCGCAUAUUCUGAACAUAUUGAGUUUCUCGAAAAGGAUGUUGGACCUUUUGAAUGCUCAACAUGUAAAAAAGUAAUGCGUGGUCCUGAUGCCUUUAAAGUACAUUUUGCUGCACAUGAUGGCUCCCUACCGUUUAAAUGUGACAUCUGCGGGCAUGGAUUUCAGCUGGCGUGUAAUUUAGCAGUACACUUACGUAGACAUGUACAUGACUACACUUUCAGUUGUGGAGUAUGCAACAAACCCUGCGCCACAUCCACGGAAGUAAAGAUUCAUAUGCGUUCCCACACCGAUGAGAAGCCAUUCGUUUGUGAUCUUUGUGGAUACAGAACACGAACAUCUUCACAUCUUUUAACACAUACACUGCGACAUCAGAAACGACCUCGUCACAAGUGUAAACUAUGUCCCAAAACAUUCUACGAAACCGGCUCUUUAUACGAACACAUGAGUAUUCACCGGAAUAUCAGAGAUAAAAUAUGCGAAGUAUGCGAUAAAGGUUUUACUACUAAUAAACAAUUACGUCAGCAUCAGCUCAUCCAUAACGCCGAGAAAAAGUACUCGUGCAAAAUUUGUGAAAAACGCUUUGCCCAAUAUGCAGGUCUCAGUGGGCAUAUGAAAACACAUGGGAACAUAAAUUCGAAGUGAAAUAAGUUGAAAUAUAUAAGAAAAAAAAGAAAAUGAAGUCUCUAAUUAGAUGAGUGGUUGGGAGUCCAAUAAAUUAAGUAAUUAAUUAUGGGUCGAAUGUAAAUCAUAGAGUUGAAUUCGUACAAAUCGUUUUGUAUAUUUUAGAUUUGUUUUACUGUUGUGAACAGUUCAAAUAACAAAUUAAAAUUUCAAUUUCUUUUUUAUUGUAUUUUUAAAAUAUAAGACUUAAAUUCAAUUAUAGUAAUUUUUAAGAUAAACCGUUCUAGCAAUGUUUUUUAAAGUGAAAAAAAAAAAUAAUUUCUUCACUAAGAAAGAAUUAUAACACUAUUCCGUGUGCGUCAGAAGACAUGUUAGCGCAGAGUUGCAAUGUAAGUGCUGCUCAUUUGUGUCAUUUGUUUGAACAUCUGGUAUAAUUCAUUCGAUUCACUGGCAAGUAAUGCUUGGCAAAUUGACAGUUAUUCUAUGAAAAUUGAUUUAAAUAACUUGAAAUUGAUCGUCAAGUUUUAGAACAAAUACGAAAAUAUUUUUUCCUUUAGAGUGAAAAUAGCAAUAUUACUGUACUAUCAUAACUACUGAUAAUAAGUUCAUUCGAUGACGUGAUAUAUAUCAGACCUUCAUAAAAUACCCGGGGCCAAGUCGUACAUAUAGGCAAGUCUGGCAUCUGCCUAA